AUGUUCAAUAACACGACGCAACGGCUGGUGAAUCUGCCGCGCCCUUUGCCCAAGCCCGAGGCAGACUUACCGCGUGGGGAGUGCCGCUUCAUCCAGCGCGAACGCGACGCGCAGACCGGCUCACGGCAGAGAUGCGUUUGUCAGGGCUUCAGCCUCGACAAGCAGCAGGUGGUUGGCACGGGAUGUGAGUGCGGCCAUCCGGCAUGGGUCCACGUCCAGCAGCCCAUGGCCGCCGUCACAUAUGAAGAGCAUGUUGCUUUGGCAGAAGAGAUGCGGCGGUUCAAGCAAGAGCAGGAUACGAGGCUCAAGAGCUUGCAGCUGGAACUGGUCAAGACGCAGCACGAGCUGCUCGCGCAGCGGGCACUUUAUUCCGAGCGGGAGCGAUUGUUCAAGGCCAUCGAGGCGCGCAUGUACCAGAACAUGAAGGCCAUGAAGAUGCAGUUGGACGACAAGAUGGACGGCAUGAUUGACCAGCAACACGCCUUUCAGAAGAAGCUCAUCGACGUCGAGGAUGCCACGAUGGAGCACGAGAUCCAUUUCGAAAAGCUCGGGAUUCCGGACAAAGAGCCCCCGAGCACGCUCUCCGCGGUUGCGGCGGCUCCGGCCGUUGUGUCAGCAGCUCGGUCAGCAACGGACGGCCAUGUCAUGCAUAUAGCGGCAGCAAACACGCGGGUUCGCAGCCCGGAAAAGCGCCCCCAGCCCUGGGGCGCGCGCGUCAUCAUGGUGCCGCACCGGAUGCAACGCUUCGCGUUUGAGAGCAGCAGCAAAGCGUCCAAGCGAUGCCAGUCGCGCAAUCUCCACCAGGACGUCAGCUUCCCAAACACGGACAACGCGACCUUUAUCGUGCACAUCGACAAUGCCUUCAACCACGCCCUCAAAGGCCGCCCCUGGAUCCCGCUCGUGGCCACUCGUCCCCCGGACGACCCCCUCGCCCGCUUGGCCCUCAGGCCCCUGCCUGCUGACCUCGCCUCCCCUGCCCUCUGGGACCUCGCCUUCCUUCGCCGCCACUGCUUCGCGCUCGACGAGGCCCUCGGCGCCGAGGUGCUGUACAUAGCGCUGCGCGACGCGGACCUGAGCUGGGACGAGAUGCGCGCGCUCCCACCUUCAUUAAACACAACAGCAGCAGACGAAGAGAGCGCAUGGGCUCACGACGUCGAGCUCGAC
Aplosporella prunicola CBS 121167 is the source of this 1164-nucleotide messenger RNA. RefSeq lists its product as uncharacterized. The record is from RefSeq and is a predicted model, not a curated record. NCBI's taxonomy places the organism in Eukaryota, Fungi, Ascomycota, Dothideomycetes, Botryosphaeriales, Aplosporellaceae. The annotation marks the transcript as partial. The transcript has a single exon.